Molecule: messenger RNA, 3905 nt
Organism: Cicer arietinum (chickpea)
Lineage: Eukaryota; Viridiplantae; Streptophyta; Magnoliopsida; Fabales; Fabaceae
Product: tRNA ligase 1
Biological process (GO): tRNA splicing, via endonucleolytic cleavage and ligation
Molecular function (GO): RNA ligase (ATP) activity
Source: RefSeq, a predicted model, not a curated record
GCAUCGCUCGCACUGUAAUAAAAUCAAAGAUUCCCGUAUUCCACGAUUUAGCAUCGUAUCUCACCUCAUAAAACAAAACCACGUUACUUGCCAAGUCUCCGCUGCGAAGCAGCAGAGUGCAAUAUCGGCCGUGUAUGCUCUCCCUGUCACUCACUAUUUAUAACCGUCAUCCCUUGAAUGUCGGCACCGCAUAGACUACUCUGUAAUCUCUCUCACUCUUCCUUCAAAUCUAGAACCUUCUUUUUCCUUCCAUUCUCUCACCCUUACUUCACCCUAUCUCCCUCACUACUACCAAUGCCUCGCAAUCAGCGAAGUGGAGGUCACCGCGGUGAACCAAAAUGGAUUGCGAAACCAAAAACUGAACCGCGAGAACCGGUUAUUGGAGAUGCGGAAUCGGUUGAAACGGUUACUAACAAACUUUCUGGAUUUAUUAUUGGUGAAAAUAGCGGCGUUCAGAAUGGUAAUAAGGUUAGUUCUCAAGGUUCACAUGCGAUUUGGAAACCGAAAUCUUAUGGAACUGUUAGUGGAGGAGGCAGUGUGAGUGAAGUUGAAACCACACCGGUGGGGAAAGUGAAGGUUGAUGGUUCUUCAGGUCUUGGUGCUGAUGUGAAUUCAGUUAAGAAAAGUAGUGGUAGUGCUGGUUUGAGUAAGUUAUUUAGUGGUAAUUUGUUGGAGAAUUUUACUGUGGAUAACUCAACUUACGCACAUGCUAGAAUCAGAGCAACUUUCUAUCCCAAAUUUGAAAAUGAAAAGUCGGAUCAAGAGACAAGGUCAAGGAUGAUUGAGCUGGUAUCAAAAGGUUUAGUCACGUUAGAGGUUUCACUUAAACACUCUGGUUCUCUAUUUAUGUAUGCGGGUCAUGAGGGUGGAGCUUAUGCAAAAAACAGUUUCGGAAAUAUAUAUACUGCUGUUGGUGUAUUUGUUCUUGGGCGGAUGUUUCGGGAGGCUUGGGGAACUGAAGCUUCAAAAAAGCAGGCUGAAUUUAAUAAUUUUCUGGAGAGAAACCAUAUGUGCAUAUCAAUGGAAUUAGUAACUGCUGUUCUUGGAGACCAUGGGCAACGUCCUCAUGAAGAUUAUGUGGUGGUUACAGCAGUCACUGAAUUGGGCAACGGAAAGCCAAAGUUCUAUUCAACUCCCGAGAUAAUCGCUUUUUGCAGAAAAUGGCGAUUACCAACAAAUUAUGUUUGGUUGUUCUCAACAAGAAAAUCUGCCUCUUCCUUCUUUGCUGCCUUCGAUGCCUUAUGUGAGGAAGGUACUGCAACUUUGGUAUGCAAGACUCUUGAUGAAAUUGCAGAUGUAUCUGUACCAGGCUCAAAAGACCAUGUGAAAGCCCAAGGUGAAAUUUUAGAGGGUCUUGUGGCCCGUCUUGUGAGCCAUGAGAGUUCAAACCAUAUAGAGAAAAUUUUGAAGGAAUAUCCCCCUCCACCUGCUGAUGGAGUUGCCCUUGAUCUCGGACCAAGUCUAAGGGAAAUUUGUGCUGCAAAUAGAUCUGAUGAAAAACAGCAAAUGAAGGCGCUUCUUGAGAGGGUUGGUAGCUCUUUUUGUCCUGACUAUACAGAUUGGUUUGGGACUGAUACUGCUGAUAUUCAUUCAAGAAAUGCAGACAGAUCUGUUCUUUCAAAAUUUUUACAAGCCAAUCCGGCGGACUAUUCAACAAAAAAAUUGCAGGAAAUUGUUCGGUUGAUGAGGGAAAAACGCUUACCUGCUGCAUUCAAAUGUUAUCAUAACUUUCACAAAGUUGAUGCCAUAUCGAAUGACGAUCUUUUCUACAAAAUGGUCAUUCAUGUGCACAGUGAUUCUGCUUUUCGGAGAUACCAAAAAGAGAUGAGGCAAAAACAAGGAUUAUGGCCACUUUACCGAGGAUUUUUUGUUGAUAUCAAUUUAUUCAAGGCAGACAAGGACAAAGUCGCUGAAAUUUCUAAAAACAACGGUAUAAAGGAAAGUAGUAGCACGUGUACUGAAAAAGAUGACUUUGCCGACGAAGAUGCAAAUUUAAUGGUCAAAUUGAAGUUUCUUACAUAUAAGUUGCGAACCUUUCUCAUUCGAAAUGGCUUGUCAGUUCUGUUUAAAGAAGGUCCAGGUGCUUACAAGGCUUAUUACCUGAGACAAAUGAAACUAUGGGGAACCUCUCUCGGAAAGCAGAGAGAACUUAGUAAGAUGCUUGAUGAAUGGGCUGUGUAUAUACGAAGAAAGUGUGGAAAUAAGCAACUUUCAUCAUCAAUAUAUCUUAGUGAAGCUGAACCUUUCCUUGAACAGUUCGCAAAACGUAGUCCACAAAACCAAGCUCUGAUAGGUUCUGCUGGUAGUUUAGUUAGGACAGAAGAUUUCUUGGCCAUUGUAGAGGGAGGCCAUGAUGAAGAAGGUGAUCUUGUAUCUGAGCGGGAUCUAGCACCAUCAGAGCCUAAUAUUUCAGUCAAAGACACAGUUCCAAAAGAUGAAGGGAUGAUUGUAUUUUUUCCCGGAAUACCAGGCUGUGCUAAGUCUGCCCUUUGUAAAGAAUUGCUAAAUGCCCAAGGAGGUCUAUUAGGGGAUGAUCGACCAGUUCAUAGUCUCAUGGGUGAUCUGAUUAAAGGAAAAUAUUGGCAGAAAGUGGCUGAAGAACGCAGAAAGAAACCAAAGUCCAUUAUGCUUGCUGACAAGAAUGCCCCAAAUGAAGAAGUUUGGAGACAGAUUGAAGACAUGUGUAACAGAACCAGGGCUUCUGCUGUCCCAGUUGUGCCUGAAUCUGAAGGAACUGAUUCAAAUCCAUUUUCCCUUGAUGCAUUAUCUGUAUUCAUAUUUCGUGUGCUUCAACGAGUCAAUCAUCCAGGAAAUCUUGACAAGGCAUCUCCAAAUGCUGGCUAUGUGCUGCUAAUGUUCUAUCACCUUUAUGAUGGCAAGAGCCGCGGAGAAUUUGAGGGUGAGUUAAUUGAGCGUUUUGGGUCACUUGUGAAGAUGCCAUUAUUGAAAUCUGACAGGAAUCCCCUUCCUGAGGCAGUGCAAUGUAUUUUGGAGGAAGGAAUCGAUUUGUAUAAGCUUCACACUAAAAGACAUGGAAGGUUAGAAUCGACCAAGGGUACGUACGCAAAGGAAUGGAUGAAAUGGGAGAAACAAUUACGGGAUAUUCUUUCUGGAAAUGCUGAUUAUUUUAAUUCAAUUCAGGUUCCAUUUGAGUUAGCUGUCAAGCAAGUGUUGGAACAACUGAGAAACAUUGCUAAGGGAGAUUACACUGCUCCAGAUACUGCUGAAAAGAGGAAGUUUGGUACCAUUGUUUUUGCUGCUCUCAGUCUUCCAGUUAUAGAAAUUCAAGGUGUCCUAAAUAAUUUGGCCAAGAAUAAUCCGAAGAUUGACACAUUCCUUAAAGAUAAGCAUUUAGAGAAUCUUAAUCGAGCUCACUUGACUCUUGCCCACAAGAGAAGUCAUGGCAUCAAAGCUGUCGCUGAUUAUGGUCUGUGGCUACAUAAAAUGGUACCAGUGGAGUUGACGGCACUGCUCUUCUCAGAUAAAAUGGCUGCGUUUGAAGCUUGUCCUGGCUCAGUGGAAGGUGAGAAGAUAGUUCCGAAAAAUACAUGGCCCCAUGUUACCUUGUGGACUAGUAAAGGGGUUGUAGCAAAGGAAGCCAACAUGUUACCGCAGUUGUUUGCAGAGGGAAAAGCAAAUCGGAUCGACUUCAAUCCUCCCAUCAGUAUAUCUGGCACGGUCGAGUUUUAUUGAGUUAUUUUUUUCUGCUCGUCAUUGUAAAAUAUUUACAAGAUCACUUGCUCAUCACGGUGAGUAGAGUAACAACCCAUAUCUAGAGAAAGUUUUGUAGGAGCCAGCAUUUUCUCUUUCCUGAGGAAUAAUUGUAUAUAAGCUGAGUCUGAUUUAAGGUGUAUCAUGGCCUGGUUUUUACCAUGAACCCUACUUGUUCUCUCUGUUCAGUUCAA